AUGCUUGCUGUGGUUGACGGCUAUUCCCUUCCAGAAGGUGUCGAGACAUGCAACAUUGUAGGUGGACCUCAUGGGACGAAUGGCAUCGGCAUUGAAUUUACUCCUCCAAAUGGCAUGUCACAAGAUCCAUUUCACGGCAGUAGGAAAAACUGUAUGACUCAUAAUUUGGCUUCGGACGAGUACAUUACAAACUGGGAAGCGCAAACUGUGAAAGCCAAAGGAGGGAAAGAGACGAGUCGUGAUGACAAGAAAGAAGGUUGCGAGGCCCCUCCGGAUCAUCAACUUGGUGGAUUUCAAGGGCGUUCGGGGGCUGAGAUUGAUGCGAUUGGUCCAAUUUGGGUGUUGGUGAAUCCUCUUAAGCGUGCCGACCCUGAUCCGCCUGCUUCAGAUACUCCAUCUGCUCCACCUGCUCUAGAUGAUCCACCUGCUUCGUCUGCUCCACCUGCUCUAGAUGAUCCACCUGCUUCGCCUGCUCCACCUACUCUAGAAUAUUUACUUGCUCUAGAUGAUCCACCCGCUUCGCCUACUCCUUCUGAUCAACCUAACCUGCUUGCUCCAUAUUAUCGACCUGGUCCACCUUAUCAAGCUGAUCCGACUCAACCUUAUACACCAUAUCAGUUUCAACCUUACACACAAAUCCCGCUUCAGUAUUAUCAACCAGCUUCGGUUCAACCGUAUCAACCAGCUUCAGUAGAAUCGUAUCGACCGCCUCAAUCGUAUCUGCCAUAUCAGUUUGUUCAGACGGGACAAAAUAAUCAACAAGAUCAGUCAUCGCCAGAAUUUGAUGUCAUGCAGAAGACUUAA
Molecule: messenger RNA, 804 nt
Organism: Plasmopara halstedii
Lineage: Eukaryota; Oomycota; Peronosporomycetes; Peronosporales; Peronosporaceae
Product: Mannose-binding lectin
Exons: 3
Coding region: 1-804 (267 amino acids)
Source: RefSeq, a predicted model, not a curated record